Messenger RNA from Cicer arietinum (chickpea), 901 nucleotides. NCBI's taxonomy places the organism in Eukaryota, Viridiplantae, Streptophyta, Magnoliopsida, Fabales, Fabaceae. The record is from RefSeq and is a predicted model, not a curated record.
CUUUUCCCACCUAUAUAUACAAGUCUCCCCCUUCUCAAAUUCUCAUCUUAUUUUUGUUGUUAUGUAUUGAUUUUUGUUUUCCAUUUAUCAUGAGCAAUAUCCCAAGAUCUCUCACCGACUCUUCCUUAACUCUUUUCAAUCUCACCAUAUCAUCCUCCGAUCCUUGGCCUUUCUCUUUUGUUUUCUUAUAACACAAAUAUCUCCAAAUACUCUCUUUUUUUUUCUUUUUUUUCCUUCAAUUUUCUUUUGGAAAAAAAAUAUAUAAUUUUUUCUACCUUUUGAAUUAUGGGGAUUAUUAGUGUGGAACAUCAUAAUAAUCAAAAGCAUAAUCAAAAUCAGCACCACUUGAUGAGUUUUCAUUUGCACAUUCCUCACAUAAACUUUCAUCACAACAAUGAAAAGAAGGACAUUCCAAAAGGGUGUUUGGCAGUGAUGGUUGGACAAGGAGAGGAGCAACAAAGGUUUGUGAUACCUGUGAUUUACAUCAACCAUCCUUUGUUUAUGGAGUUGUUGAAAGAAGCUGAAGAAGAAUAUGGAUUCGAUCAAAAAGGACCUAUUACCAUUCCUUGCCACGUGGAAGAGUUUCGAACCGUUCAAUACAUGAUUGAUAGUGAUAGGGAGAAAUCUCACCACCAUCAUCAUGCUUGGUGCUUUAAAGUUUGAUUCAAUAUUAUUAAUUAUUAAUUACUAGCUUAUUGAGAAAAUAAUUAGUAUGUAUACAUGACAUUUUAAUGUUUUUUUUCCUCUCAAUUUUCUCCAAUUGUGUUGAUAUGAUUUGGCAACGAAAAUGUUGGAUCUGGAUUUGUAUUAAUAAAAUUUGAGUGUAAUUGUUUGAUAUCAAUGGAAAAAAUGGAAAGAGAAUGAUAUUGUGAUGAGAAUAUAUAAAAAAUAUUUAUGUUGA